Messenger RNA from Dromaius novaehollandiae (emu), 6404 nucleotides. RefSeq names its product solute carrier family 26 member 7 (gene SLC26A7). Gene Ontology annotation, cellular component: plasma membrane. Lineage: Eukaryota; Metazoa; Chordata; Aves; Casuariiformes; Dromaiidae. Gene Ontology annotation, molecular function: sulfate transmembrane transporter activity; bicarbonate transmembrane transporter activity; chloride transmembrane transporter activity. Gene Ontology annotation, biological process: transmembrane transport. Bases 322 to 2292 code for a protein of 656 amino acids. The record is from RefSeq and is a predicted model, not a curated record. The transcript has 18 exons.
GUUACUGGAAAGAAUCGCAAUCGGACAUGAGACUAGACCAAACUUUUGAAAAGAGCAGAAAAUGUUAUCUUUACUAUAAACAGUUCUUGCAUUUCAUGUAGCUGUUUACAUAAGCAAAACAUUUAAUAAGUGUUUUCUGAAUGUAGAAGAGAACAGCUGCAGAAAUCUAAGUGCUUCUGUGUUCCUUUUUUUUUCUUUUUUUUCCCCUUAUAGUCUUGGAACAGUAAAAUCUAAGAAGAAAACUGGAGACUGACACAGAUCAGGGUGUUUCUACCACUGUACCUUCUUCUGAAAGAGGAACUUCUUUUGGGGGUGGGAAUAAUGACAGGGACAGAAAGAAAAAGAAGUGCAGUCUGGAGGAAGAUCCAUGCUGUCCGCGUCGAAGAUAUCAGACUGUGGUGCAUAAAAAGGCUGCCCAUUCUGCAGUGGGUGUCCGUCUACAACUGCAAGGAAAAUCUGGUUCCUGAUACAGUUUCUGGGAUGAUGCUAGCCAUUCAACAGGUGACCCAAGGGCUGGCCUUCGCUGUUCUGUCUUCAGUCCAUCCAGUUUUUGGUUUAUAUGGCUCUUUCUUUCCUGUCAUUAUUUAUGCUGUAUUUGGAAUGGGACGCCACGUCGCGACAGGAACUUUUGCUUUAACUUCCUUAAUAUCUGCCAAUGCAGUUGAACGUCUUGUACCUUCAGUCAGCACUAAUUUCACUAUAAACAAUAAUUCAGGAGUCUUGGGCCUCUCAGAGUUUGAAAUGCAGAGGAUUGGAGUUGCUGCAGCAGUUUCAUUUUUAGGAGGACUCAUUCAGGUAGCGAUGUUUCUGCUGCACUUGGGCAGUGCCACCUUCUUGUUGACAGAACCAGUGAUAAGUGCAAUGACAACAGGAGCAGCUACACAUGUCGUGACUUCACAAGUGAAGUAUCUGCUGGGAAUGAAAAUGCCAUACAUAUCAGGACCACUGGGAUUUUUUCAUAUUUAUGCCUACAUAUUUCAGAAUAUCAGAUCAGUUCAACUAGAGGCUUUGCUUCUGUCCCUGCUGAGCAUUGUGGUGCUUGUUCUUGUUAAAGAAUUGAAUGAGAAAUUUAAAAGAAACAUUAAAGUUGUUCUUCCCAUCGAUCUAGUUUUGAUAAUCGCUGCCUCUGUUGCCUGCUACUAUGUUGAUAUGGAAUACGUCUAUGGGCUAGAAGUUGUGGGACAUAUUCCUGAAGGUAUACCAUUACCAAGAGCACCACCCAUGAAUGUCCUGCCUGAAGUAGUCGUUGAAGCUUUUGGAGUAGCACUGGUUGGUUAUGUAGCAUCACUAGCUCUAGCCCAAGGCUCUGCUAAAAAGUUUAAGUAUACUGUGGAUGACAACCAGGAGCUUUUGGCUCAUGGCCUCAGCAAUGUGAUUCCUUCAUUUUUCUUUUGCAUACCAAGUGCUGCAGCGAUGGGACGUACAGCACUUUUAUAUAGUACGGGCGCCAGAACACAGGUGGCUUGCCUUAUCUCUUGUGCAUUAAUUCUUGUGGUGAUUUAUGCAGUCGGACCAAUGUUAUAUUGGAUGCCCAUGUGUGUUCUAGCAAGCAUUAUUGUUGUGGGCUUGAAGGGGAUGCUGAUGCAGUUCCGCGACUUAAAAAAAUAUUGGAAUGUGGAUAAAAUAGACUGGAGCAUAUGGGUUAGUACCUAUGUGUUUACAAUAUGCUUUGCUGCUAACGUGGGACUGUUGUAUGGAGUUGUCUGCACAAUAGUAAUUGUGAUUUUCCGCUUUCCCAGAGCAAACACACUGCAUGUGAAAAAUGUGAAAGAAGUGGAAUAUAAAUACAAAGCAGAAGAUAACUGUGAAUUGUUAAAACAAGUAAAGAUAAUUUCAGUCAACAACCCACUAGUCUUUCUGAAUGCCAGGAAAUUUCAUGCUGACUUGAUAAAAAUAAUCCAGAAGGAUAGCACAAGCACCCAGGCAUAUGAAGAUGUAAACAAGUGUGAGCAGAACACAUUGCUCUGUUCAUUUUCCAAUGGAAGUUGUCGUGGUGAGUCCUUGCUGCAGCCAUGCCAUGGGGAGCGACAUGCUUUGAUACUAGACUGCAGUGGACUGAAUUUCUUUGACUAUACUGGAGUCUCAGUGCUGCUUCAGCUUUACGUGGAUUGUAAAAACAGACACAUUGAUGUGUUGCUAGCACACUGCAAAGCUUCCUUGAUAAAAGCUAUGCAGUAUGGUGGAAACCUUGAAUCUGAACAUCCUGUCUUCUUUGAAUCUGUUUCUUCUGCAAUUGGUGCCAUUCAGAUUAACAGGAAUUACAGCAAAUACAGCGAACAAAGUGAAGUGUGAUAUCGACUCAUUGCAUGUGGCUUUUUGAUCUGCUCAUUUUUGGAGUGAACUACACCACAGUUUUUAUUUGGCUUCUUUUUUUCUCCAGAUCUUGCAGAUGAUAUUUUGUAUACCAUAUAUAUUUACUACACACAGUAAUGACAGGUCUGCAGUUCAGAAAAAAAAAAAUUUCAGAUGCUAUCACUCAGAGAAUAUUCAUAUAAUCAUUCUAUAGUUGUUUUCUAUAAUAUUUUUAUACACAUUUAAAUACAAAUUAUUACAAACCAGAUAUGUGGUAUUGACCAUGUUUACGAGUGAGGUAUAUUCUUUUAAAUCUCUUCUAUUGUAACAUUAAUUGUAAUAUGCAUCUUUAGUUUUGUGCAUGGAAUAAUAAGACAUUAUAAAUCCUGAAAAACAAUAUAUGCAGGAAGCAAUAUACUGACGCAUACUGUUUCUAAUAUUUUUACCUAUCUUUCUGUUCAAGACAGUCAUUUGCGGUAACAGCAUCAUAUCACAGCUAGCAUAUUCUUGCAUUUUUUGUACUUGGUUAUCACAAGCAUUUAAUGGCUGCAAAGGUCCAUGGGAGCUCGGCGUAUUCAGGGAAGGCAGAUGUGUGUUGGCUAGGUGCUCUAGAUUGUCUCCUCCUCUAGUACCUGCCAUGAAUUAUUAUUAUUAUGGUUUGUCAUGUUUUCAGAGCCACAGGUAUUCUUUAAUUGAGAUGGAAGAGGAAAAACUGGCAAUGUUUUUCCAAAAUUUUUAACUAUUUCUACCAUAAAGUAGUCUACACUUUUAGUGUAAGCUAUGAUGUGGUUGGUACUGAAAUCUUCAACUGUAGCAGCAGUGGAGCAAACCAAGGUACAUGUAACAUUUCAGCUCAAAUUUCUGUGUGCCGUACUGUGUGAGAACACACAAAUGCGGUGGAAGAAUUCACAGUUUGAAUGUGUGCCUUGUAAUUAUGGGUUUCUAUCCACAAUAUUAGAUUAUGCUAUCAUAUUAAUAUUAUACACAGGAGAAAUCAGUACCAUACAUUGUUAUACAUACAUACAUGUCAGAUACUACAGCUGAUUGCAAAUGACUCAUCGCAUUCUUGGACUCAGGGACAGGUUAUGACAUUUGGUUAAUAAUUGCCUCAAAUAAUAGUCUUAGUAGUAAUUUAAUAGUCUUAAUAGUAAUUUAUUAACACUAUAGAUACUAUUUACAUUGUACUUUAAUUGUACAGCAUUAAUUGUAUGUCACAGCUGAAUGGAGAUCUCUACUUAAAUAUAAACUGCAUAGGUGAAUAAAACGUAUCUUCUCUACUAAUUUCACUAUUUACUCUUUGAUGGCUAAGUGUAUUUUCUGAAAGUUUACAGAUAAGUUGAUUAAUAAAAUUUUUUAAAAUGAGGUCUUUAACAAACAUAGCAUCCACUACGAGACCUUUGUUUUUGUUCUGUGUGAUCUUGUUACUGGAACAACACAAAUGCUUUUAAGAUUCUGUGUGAUGCUAGUGCUUGUUGAAAUCCUCUGCACCUCUGCAACAAAUUAAAAAUUUGUCAGUGCUAAUCAAAAUUGUUUUCCAUUUUCCACUAAUUUCAAUAGGAAUAAAUUCUCCACGCCUAAAUGGCUGUUUUGAGAUGGACAUUUAUUUCCCAUUAGGUCAAAGACCUUCUUGGAGCACAGUGUCAUUUUAAAAUGUGUUUCAUUGAGGUAAGACGACACGUACAAAAUGUCUUAAUGCUAUCAUUAUUGCUUGGUUGUCUCUCAGAGCAGAAUCAAGGAUGAAAUGCAUUUCUUACCUUAAAACAUUUAAGUGUAACUCUGAAUUUUUAAACAUUCCAACACUGAGCUUUGGGAUACUUGUGAUAUUCCUGUAAUGUAUUUUACUUCAUAUUAUUAGCCUAAAUUUCCUUUUACUUCUGAGCAUAUAAAUUGUUAAUUAACUUUUCUUUCUGGCAAGUGGCCCCACUGUAGAUACAAUACUUAUUAGUAGAACAGAAUGUUCAAGGAACCCUGAUAAAAGGGAAAAAGAUAGCUGCCUCCUCAGUUGUUUUUGAAACACCUAUACUACUACUCAGUACAAAAUACUGAGUUUAAGCUCUAUAGUUUCAGCUUUAUCAGACCAAUCACAGAAGUGAUUGGUGGGUGAGGGAGGGUCAUUUAUUUUUUACUGAUGACCUAAGAAGACAAAUUACAUCAGUAGUCAUGCAGUUUUCAUUUUUUCCACCACCACCCUUCUGAGUUAUUGAAGAUUACAAAAACUGAUAACUGCAUGUUGCCUGUCUUCAAGUGGCCAGGAUGACAUGACGUCAGAUUUCAAAUGCCAGUGACUGACCACGAGGAAAUCACUGAUUGUUCUGGUUGUGGCUGUAAGGUGCUGAGCAUCUUUUCUGAGUUUCUCAUUGCAAAUCUCUCAUGAUAAUGUGUUUGCUUCACUUUUACAGUAAACUGAAAAACAGCAACAGCCUGAUUCUUCUUUGUGAAGAUUUAAGGAAACAUCCUAAGCCUUUUUAGACUAAGUCAUGGAGCAUAGUAUCAAUUCCAACCAGUUUAACCAUGCUGCUUUGUGUAGACUGUCUAUUGGCUUCCCUCUGGCUCAUCAGGAAAUAUUAGAAUGUAAUUAUAUAGGAGCUUGUCGUAAAACCUCCAGUUAGCUUCCCCCAAAUUAUUCUUCUGAUUCAGAAGGGCAAAGGAAGCCAAACCCAACCUGUAGCAAAGACACUGCACGAAGUCUGUGUGCUACUGAACUCCCUCCUUACAGUGGGGCAGGCUCCCAUCCCCUUAUCCAUGCAGAGGUGAAUUUGAGACAUUAAGAGUAUGGGGGUAUAGUUAUUGUGCCCUCUUAGACAGCCAUUCAUAUUUGUACCUUACACUUAUUUACCUGAAUAUCCCUAAGGCAUUUUUCAGAAUAAUGUACAUUUUUUAUUAGCUGUCUUUGGAUACAUAAGCUUGUGCAGUGUCAGCAGUAAGGACACAGUCCUACAAAGUGCUGAGCUCUCCCAGUUCCUGUUGAUUGCUUAAGGUGUGAGAAAUACUCAGUGCUUCACAGUAAAGGCUCAACAAAGUGUCUCAGUUACUAACAAACCAUUUUAGAAGGUUUUAACUAAUGAAGUCAAUGGGGAUUCUGGGUAUUAAGCAAUUCUGUAAAAGAAACCAUCCAUUUUGGUUCCUACAUAUGUACACUUAGAUGCUCAGAUUCUGCAUUCUUAAAUCCAAAGCAAUCAUGUACCUUAUGAAAAUCUAUGCUUCAGUAUUGUACAUUUUGGUAUAUCUGCACUUCAUAGGAAAACAUUAAGAUAUGAUUGCUUUUAAGAGAUGGCCAAUAUUUUGAGAGCUAUUUGCUUGAGAUUUUUUAGGAAUUUUUAGGAAAUAAUCCUAAACUUUAGGAUUUGCUUAUUAUGUGAAUGAAGAUUUUUCUGAAAAUUAUAAGAUGCACUAAUCAGCAUAUGCUAAAAUGGGGAUCUUAUCAUAUGCUUCUUACAGAAUUUGUUUCACGCGUUCCAAAACAAAGCAAGCAAAGAUGAAAAAAAAUAGAGUGCAAACUGAUGUUAAGAAAUGAACAUAGUGACAAUUAUAAAUUAGACAUAAAAUAUGUAAUAAGAGAAAGACUGUUAACAUUAUAUGUAUGCAAAUUAAAUGUUGCUAAUUUUUAUCAUGUGUCUUCUAUUUUAAAGGUUAUUUGCCCUGAUUCUGUGAUUCAAGUGUCACAAGGUCUGAGUUUAGCUGCCUUGACAUAAUUUAUUUGACAGUCUGUAUGCCAUAAAUAUACAGCAUAACAAGGAAAGGUAUCUUCACUGUUGAAUGAAAACAUUAAUAUGUCAAUACUGUGUAUGAAAAUUGUUUGACAUUUACUAGUUACCAAAAUAAAACAUACAGUAUGCCUUGAAAAUAUGGCAGUCCUAUUUUUGGGAGAUACUUUCUUUGUUUACAGAAAGUAGUCUCUUAUAAAUAAAUGAACGCAUGCAAUUCCAGAGUGGAUGCUAAACAGUGCUUUCAUCAUUACGAUGCAUUCUUAGUAAAGAUCACAUAAUGUACACAUUUCCAUUUGUUUUACAAUGCAUUUAAUUGUUUUUUUCCCUUAUUUCAAUUCUGUAUAUUAGCACGUGCAACAAUAAAUUCAUAUGGAAAUAAAAUGGAAUAGGAGAUAAUUUACAAGU